CGAACCGUAACAGGAAGUGUGAUGUGUCGCGCCGGCUGGUCGGACCGUGGAAACAAUCCUGCUACAGUAAAUCUCUUAAAACAUCAUGAGCUGGCUUUUAGUUUCAUGUGCAGCCUGAGGUUUAAACUUUGAGGAUGCACACGGAGAGUUUGUUUUAGAAGAAGUACGCACGUAGCGUAACGUGUACGUGACGUGAUGUGAUGUGACACGAGCGUUAGCGGCGUUUAUUUGUUUACCCAAAGUAAAGCAUGGAGAUGAAAUGCGGCUGUAUUAAAACAUGAAAGUAAACAAUACGUGUCCAUGUUAACCAGCUGUAACCGUGUGUUGUGUCUGUGACACACACACACACACACACGCACACACACACUGCUGUGGUUACCAAUGGAGACAGGAGACGCCUAAUCUGAUUUGAGCAGGGUUAGAGAUUUAAGAUGGCUACAAAUCUGAAGGGCAAGCCAUCCAAGAAUCAUUAAAUCAUCUGGAGGAUCUCUCCACCAGAGCAGAGGGACAAUAAAGCAAUGUAGUAGGUUCAUUCGGAGAUGACGAUUUGCUUGACAGCUUGUUUGAGGAUAAAAAACACCCAGUGAGGCUGAAAGCAACCCGGGGUGGAGCCCUGAAUCGCUCGUCUGCCACCGAUAACAUCUUCAGUAUGCUGGCAGAGGAGGUGAAGAGGGACGGCGGGGACACAGAGGACUCUGAUGUCUCAGCAGCAGAUCCCAAUGACAUACUGAAGAACAUGAAGGGCAUGGACGAUAUGGACGCCGACCUUUUUGCGUCAAAGAAAAAGCCGAGUUCAGCUCCUGCACAAACAAAUCGGCUCGGUAACGAAGGGCCAAAGAAAGACUCUUUAGGAAGUAAACCAGAGGGAGCAGAUGAAUCCACCACAAGAGUGAAGAAGCCAAACUCUGCACCCUCGUCCACUGCACAUAGCUACAAGAAGUUCACCUUCUCUGACAGUGAAGGUGAUGAUGAUGAUGAAGGUCUUGGUCAGACACCUCACACUAAAGAUCCAGACGACCCCCUGGCUGAUCUACUUGAUGACUUACUUCCAGAAGAAACCAAGUCUGAAACUAAAUCCAGCAUCCAGCGGGCCAAACCUGGAAAAUCUGCAGCAUCUCCUGCAGCAUCUCCGGUCCUAAAGACUGAAACAUCUAAGACAGCAGCAAAACGAGGUGAUCUCACGUUUGACGAUGAUAAGGACGACCUCAUGGAUGCACUUGGAUUUGACGGCGAUAAAAGCUACCCCAAGAAAAAAGAGACUGCGCUUUGGUCCAACAAAGACAAGAGUGAGCCCCCACAGAGAGCUCGUACAAGACUAGAUGAGAUCCUGGAGAGUUUGACUUCACCUCGUCUUCUGGAGCGGCCUGCGACGGGCGAGUUGAAGGACCAGCUUCAGUCCCAAGAGAAGCAGCAACAAGAGAAGACCUCCGGUGUGAAAGAAUCACUUUUAGAAGAUGACCUCACAUUCGGUUCCUAUCAGCCCACGCUGGUGUCCACGCCUGAAGGGCGCCAGUCUCGCAGACAGUCUGUCAGAUUUUCUACAGAGGAUGUGAGUUCUUCUACCCCGGAGAAGAAACCAAAACCCACCACCCCCACCCCCAUUCGAAAACGCAACUCAGCCGACUGGCUGGGCCUCAAGACAAGCGACGACUACACCUUUUUAGAAGGUGAAGCCAAAGAGGCCAAGGCCUCGACAGAUUCUCCGAAGGCUCCGUCCUCUCCUUCACUAGUGAGAAAAUCCUCCCUGACUGGUAGCCACAACACAUCGACUGCAAAAAUGGCAGCAGAAACUCCAACCAACCCAACUGACAAUACAACCAAACAAACCAAGCCAGAUGUUUCUAAAAGCCAGAGGAGGGAAGAAGAAUCGGAUGACUGGUUGGCGGGAGCACUGAGCAGGAAGAAGGCUCUGUCCGGGUCGAACUCUGAGGCAAAAACGUCCAAGCAGGAAGACUCUUUAGGCCUGGGAGAAGAAAUGGAUCUGGAUUCAGUUGUUAGUAGACAAGUCACUCCACAAGCUCCCAGGGCCAGAGAGGACACUCUUCCAUCUCCCAAGGAAACCAGCAGCACUUUUCUUGGACAGCCCAGCCCCACCGCUCACUCCACUCCUGUCAGAGAGAAGGGGACCAAGCAAGUUCCUGCUGCUAGCAUUAUCCAGACCCCACCCGAGCCUCAGUCCCAACCCCAACAUUUACCGUCCGAUAGGGGAUCCAAGGUGCUACGAGGGCCCAGCCAGGCUUCGGAUGAAACCCCUCAGCAGCUGCCGUUGUUUAACCCUGUGUCUGCUAUGCUGCCCGGCUCAGUGUGGUCAGUUCCACAGCAAAGCCAAAUGCAGAAUGCAUCGACCGCUGCCCAACAACAGGUGACACUUUCAGCGGACAGUCUGCAGCAGCUGCUUCUGCAGCAGCAGAAGAUGAUGCAGUCUCAGUUGCUGGGUCCUGGGGCCCUGCAGAGACUCAAAGAAACAGAGCAGCAACCUGGAGACUAUCAAGCUUUAAAGGCUCGCAUCAUCCAGCUGGAGGGACAGGUGAAGACUCUGCAGCUGGAGCGAGACCAAAGCCAAAUGUUACUAGAAAACAUCCAGCAGCGGCAUAAACAAGAUAUGGAGCUCGUGGAGAACGCACACAAGGCUCGUGUGAAACUGCUCGAGGAAUCGGCAGCACAGAGAGAAACACAAGCGCGACAGGAGUGUGAAGACCUUAUGGAACGUCUGGCCACGGCAACACGAUCGGCUGAGCGGGAACGCUCGGAGCUGCAGGCUCAGUACCAACGCAAACUGGCUCAGGCCCAGCAAGACAGAGACCGCGAGGUGGAGAGACUCAGAGACCUCCAGAGGAAAUCUAUCUUGGAGAUGAAGAAAGACCACGAGGACCAGGUCCACAGACUGAAGAAAUUAAAGGACGAAGAGAUCGAUGCGGUUACAAGUGCAACAUCUCAGACCAGGUCUCUGACAGUGGUGAUUGAGCAGAUGGAGCAGUUCUCCUCUCGGCUUGGAGAGCUUUCUUCUCGAGUGGAGAGCACACAUGAACACACGGCUCAUGGCCUGGAGCAAGGGGCACGGCACCGAGAUGAGCAGCUUCGACUGAUGCAGGACCGUCUGGCCCAGCAGCAGAAAUCCAUGGUGGAGGAGAGAGCUUACCUCAAGGAAAUAAUUUCCAGGAUGGACACUCAGCUCAAUGAGCAGCAGAGACAGCUUGAGAAGGAACGCUGGAAGAUGACGGCAGAGCAGGCGAAGGCAGAGUCUACCCAAAGAGGCCUGGAGGACGAGCGGCGCGCCCUCAGCAUGCAGAUCAACAUGGAAAGAGAGGAGCUGGAAAGAGCCAAGAGUGCAUUACUGGAAGAGCAGAAGACAGUGAUGCAGCACUGCGCAGAGGAGAGGAGGAAGCUGGCAGCCGAGUGGGCUCACUUCCACACCCUGGAGAAACAGAGACACGAGAGGGCCGAGCGGGAGGUCAGCAGUCUCUUGGAGAAGAGAGAGGGCUCCAUCUUAAGUCUGGCACAGGAACAAGCGGACCUAAAGCUUCACACUGCAGAGCUGAAACAGAAGGAGAUAGCUGUGGCGCAUGAAAGAGAGACUCUCGAAAGACUAAGAGACGAACUGCACAGAGAGAAAGAGAAAAUAAGCAGCACAGCUUUGAGACUUGAGACACGAGCCCACGAGGUGGAGGCCUUUAGCAAGCUCGCCGAAGAGAAGCACGAGGAAGGAAAACGAGCGUUGCAGGAGGCCAAACGCGUGGAGGCCGAGCACGAAGCGAGGCUCACCAGCAUCCACACGCAGACAGAGCGGCUGAGGCAGCAGGAAAAACAGAUUCUUCAGGAGCGAAUGCGCUUGAGUAAGCUGCAGAAGGAGACAGACAGGCUGAGACAAGACGCUCCGAUUACAUCUUUACCGCAGAUUAUUCCACCCAUUCUACCAGAUGAAGGUUCAUUCUUGCCAAACCCAGAGUUCACAUCGACCCUGGAUGUGCCCCCCUCUACUUUAUUCACCAGCUCGCAGUCCAUGGCUCUUCAGGCUAGUCUGGCUCUGUGGAAGUACACCGCAGAAAAGGACCGUGAGUACCUCCAAGAGGAGCAGGUCUUCUUGGACAAUUUGAAGAAGAAACCUUACAGAUCGUGUCUCAACACAGAUUGACCCGACGCAUGCACGGUGCUCCCAGUAGGAAUUAUGUUACACUUUGUGUAUUUUAUACAACAUUUCUUAAAUUUUAUUAACAUGUUUCAGAUUAAACAUUUUUUAUUUGAA
Larimichthys crocea (large yellow croaker) is the source of this 4243-nucleotide messenger RNA. RefSeq names its product Fas binding factor 1 (gene fbf1). The transcript has 33 exons. The coding region runs from base 650 to 4132 and encodes 1160 amino acids. Gene Ontology annotation, biological process: establishment of epithelial cell polarity; cilium assembly. Gene Ontology annotation, cellular component: centriole; ciliary transition fiber; ciliary basal body. The record is from RefSeq and is a predicted model, not a curated record. Lineage: Eukaryota; Metazoa; Chordata; Actinopteri; Sciaenidae.